This is a messenger RNA of Drosophila persimilis, 1611 nucleotides long. Its product is annotated as carbohydrate sulfotransferase 11. Gene Ontology annotation, biological process: carbohydrate biosynthetic process. The coding region runs from base 268 to 1611 and encodes 447 amino acids. The record is from RefSeq and is a predicted model, not a curated record. NCBI's taxonomy places the organism in Eukaryota, Metazoa, Arthropoda, Insecta, Diptera, Drosophilidae. The transcript is spliced from 4 exons. Gene Ontology annotation, cellular component: membrane. Gene Ontology annotation, molecular function: sulfotransferase activity.
AGUGAGCAGCACGGCAAAGCGGAGCAGGCAGGAGAGACCCAGGAAAACGCAACACGUAACAGCGCCGCGACCAGGUGGUGGGGAGAGGGCACCACCAAGAGGCAGGGCUGGCAGCCAAAGGAUAGGCGCAUUCAGUGCUGUAUACACAGGGAGGCUCCAGAAAUAAAAGAAAAACUAAAACUAAAACGCCUGCCGCGCUUCAGAACAUCCCCAGUAUUCCGUGGAACAUGCAGUGGCCGCUGCAGGGCGGCGUUCUGCAUUCAUAAAAUGAUCAUUCGCCUACGCUAUGGGAGACGUCUGCAGACCUAUCUGAAGAUAGGUGCCUGUGUCCUGGUGGGCGUCUGCUACUUUGCCUUCCUCUACCGCGAGUCGCUCAAUGCCUACGAGCACCGGGAGCGGGCCACGGCCGCCGAACUGGAGGCGGACGCAGCGGAGCCCUCCAAGCAGCAGCUCAAGCUCAAGCGCCAGCAGAUGCAGCGCCAACGACUGCUGGCGCAGCUGCAGGCGGCCCAGGCAGGCACCACUGGAACGAAUGCCACUGGGAGCUCGGCUACCGCCGUUGCAGCUCCACUGCCACCGGCCAGCACCCUGAAUCCCGUCUACGAGUACUCCGAGGAGCUGCACAGCAGCACCGAGCGGGAGCUGCAGAGGAGGCGCGAACACCUGGCCGCCGUCUGCGAGCGCUACAAGCUGCAGGAAAAGUACCCACCGAAUCCCUGGGAGUUCUUUGUAUCGCCGGGCCACAACAAUCUCGUCUGGUGCAAUGUCUUCAAGGCGGCCAGCAGUACGUGGAUGUAUUACUUCAACGUAUUAGCUGGCUACGAUGUGAAGUAUCUGCAGAGGACAGAGACUCAGCCACUGGAGCUGGCGCGGAAGCGUUUCCCCCGACCGGAGCUGGCCGAGCUCAUGGAACUAUUGCCCAGUGCACUGUCCUUCCUGUUUGUGCGCGAUCCCUUCGAGCGGAUACUGAGCGCGUACCGCAACAAGCUGGAGGGCAAUCGGAACACCUUUUACAAGGCCUUGGGCACGAAGAUUGUCCACCGUUUCCGAAAUCACAGCCAGGGCGGGCCCUGGCCCCGCUGCGGACCCACCUUCGAGGAGUUUGUGCGCUUCCUCAUUGCCGAGCACGGGGCGGGCAAGCGUUUCGACGAGCACUGGGCGCCCAUCUACAGCUUCUGUACACCGUGCAGCGUCAACUUCACCAUCAUUGGGAAGACGGAGACGUUCCAGCGCGACUCGGAGUUCAUCAUACGGCAGGCGGGCCUGGAGACGCUGCUCCUGGGCCUGGGAAAGUUGCCGCAGCGAAAGCAGCGCAGGAUCGGCAACCAGGCGCGCAGCGGCAUCAAGUCGGAGGCCGUGGUCGAGCGCUACUUUGCCGAUAUCGAUCGCUCAACGUUGGACCAAUUGCUCAAGAUAUAUCGCAUCGAUUUCGAGCUUUUUGACUACGACUACCGCAAGUACUACGACAUGGUGCAUCCCUGGAGCCUGGAGCAGAGCACAGCCGGCACGGCUGCAGCUGCAGCGGCAGCGGCUCCCGCCACGACCUCGGCUGCGCCGGCGGUGGCGGCUGCAGGGGCUUCUGGCUCCACUCAGGGCUCAGCGGCGGCGUAG